This is a messenger RNA of Tetranychus urticae (two-spotted spider mite), 1102 nucleotides long. Its product is annotated as lambda-crystallin. The record is from RefSeq and is a predicted model, not a curated record. NCBI's taxonomy places the organism in Eukaryota, Metazoa, Arthropoda, Arachnida, Trombidiformes, Tetranychidae. Gene Ontology annotation, molecular function: NAD+ binding; L-gulonate 3-dehydrogenase activity. Gene Ontology annotation, biological process: fatty acid metabolic process.
GAUAGUUAAUAUGAUCAGAGAAGAGUACAAAUCAUCCGUUCAGUUGUCGUUCAUUCCUAGUUAUAAAUUUCAUCCUAUUGUACAAGUUUACUUAUGAUUCCUUACCUCAUUUUAGCUUACAUUUACGAUUUUGACUUUGAAGAUUUUCUUGAUCUCUUUGAUUGAAAUCCUUCGGUGUUGAAAUAAAUUGAAAAUUUGAAAAUGGCUUCUAAGGAAAAGGUUGCAAUUAUCGGAAGUGGUCUGAUUGGACAAAGCUGGGCAAUGAUUUUUGUCUCUGCUGGCUAUCGUGUUCAAAUGUAUGAUAAUCAACCGGAGAAAGUCAUUACUGCCAUCAAAUCAAUCGUUGAUCAACUAAAUAACUUGGAAUCAAAGAAACUUCUUCGUGGUAAUUUAUCAGCAUCAGAACAAGCUGCAUUGAUCAGUGGAGCAACAACAAUGUCUGAGGUCUUGCAAGAUGUUUUUUGGGUUCAAGAAUGUGUUUUUGAAGAUGUUGCUCUGAAACAGAAAGUGUUCAAACAUAUCGAUAGCAUGCUCAAAUGUGACCCCAUCCUGUGCAGCUCAACCAGUUUCAUACCUCCAUCUCAAUUUAUGGGACAUACUAGACAUCGAUCAUCUGCUCUCGUUAAUCACCCUGUCAAUCCACCUUAUUUUGCUCCAUUGACUGAAUUGGUUCCCUCACCAUGGACUAAACCCGAAAUAGUCAGUAGAGCAAAGGCUAUUUUAACUGAAGUUGGUCAAAAGCCGAUUGUGGUUAAGAAAGAGGUUCCUGGCUUUAUUAUUAAUCGUAUUCAAGAUGCCAUUUUUGCUGAGGCUUAUCGAUUAAUCGAAGAUGAUGUGGUUAGUGUCGAAGAUUUAGAUGCUGUUAUGUCUGAAGGACUCGGAAUGAGAUAUGCUUUCACAGGUCCAUGGGAAACUGCUCAUUUGAAUGCCAAUGGAAUGACUGAGUAUUUUGAAAAGUACGCUCAAGGAAUUUUUGAUGUUCAAUCUACAUUCAAGCCAGUCAAGAAGAUGGAAGGACCAACAGCUGAAAAAAUCAUCGAGGCGAUGAAUAAGAAAGUGCCUUUGGAAACCUUGAAUGAAAGACGAAAAUGGCGUGAUGAAA